Messenger RNA from Cannabis sativa, 2619 nucleotides. RefSeq names its product receptor protein kinase-like protein ZAR1. Lineage: Eukaryota; Viridiplantae; Streptophyta; Magnoliopsida; Rosales; Cannabaceae. Gene Ontology annotation, biological process: protein phosphorylation. Gene Ontology annotation, molecular function: ATP binding; protein kinase activity; protein binding. The transcript has 2 exons. Bases 462 to 2429 code for a protein of 655 amino acids. The record is from RefSeq and is a predicted model, not a curated record.
UAAAAGCCAAAAUUAUAUUAAGUGGAAAUCGAUAUCAUAUAGGACCACAAUUUCAGUUUAAGUAGGAUUGGAUUAAUUUUUUGUUAGCUCAUAUUCUUAUUAAUAGUAUAAUAAAUUUGAAGCUAUUACUCAUGUUAAUAUUGAAUCUAAAAAGAUUGUACCAUUUAGGUGAUCUAAUUAAGACAAAAAUAAAUCAUAUUAAUAAAAUUCAAGAAAUUUACCUUAAUUAAAAUAAUAGGGUCAAAAGAAUUCAAAUUAGAAAAGACACGUGUUGCUAUGCCACCUCGAGAGUUGUUGCUGUUCAAACUCAACACAAAAGCUACUUCUACUUCUUCUUCUUCUUCAGCAGAACUAGUCUGUAUUUUUCUCUAAGCAACUUCUCGUUGCAGAAAGAGAAGUGAGAAAUUGAGCUCAAAUGCCUCAAUCCUAACUCCCAUUUUCAAAUAAUCCAACUCAAAAAAAUGGUUUCUCCACUUCAAUUCCUUUCCUUCUUCUUCAUCUUCUUUGUUUCAAUUUCCUACGGACUCAACUCCGAUGGACUCUCACUCCUCGCACUCAAAGCCGCUAUCGACACUGACCCAACUGGAAUUCUCGGGUCAUGGUCCGAAUCCGAUCCAAAUCCUUGUAGCUGGCGGGGCGUGGCAUGCACGCGCGGCCGAGUUAUUGAUCUUUAUCUUCCUAACAAGGGCUUCACUGGCUACAUUCCUUCUGAACUCGGUCACCUCGACUCGCUCAAGCGACUCAGUCUCGCUCGAAACAACUUCUCUCGACCCAUUUCGCUUCACCUCUUCAACGCCACCAGCCUCGUCAUCCUCGACCUCUCUCACAACUCCCUCUCCGGUCCAAUUCCGUCUCAAAUCUCCGCAUUGAAAUACCUCAGGCACCUUGAUUUCUCCUCCAAUCAACUCAAUGGCUCCCUCCCUGAAUCCCUUGGCCAACUCCAAUCCCUCGCUGGAACCCUAAACCUCUCCUAUAACAGCUUCAGCGGCGGGAUCCCUCCCUCGUACGGAAGAAUUCCGGUCCCGGUUAGCAUAGAUCUUCGGCACAAUAACCUCACCGGUAAAAUCCCUCAGGUCGGUUCUCUACUGAACCAGGGACCCACCGCUUUCUCUGGAAAUCCAAGCCUCUGCGGAUUUCCAUUGGAGACUCAAUGCCCUGAAGCUCAAAACCCUAAUCUCUCUAAGAGCACGUCGGACGGUGAUCGGGAUGGGGAUCAGAAUCCAGAGAAGCCUCUGAACGAAAACCCCGAUUUGCCCUCCGGCGAAGGGAGAGGAAAAGAGGGAGGAAUCUCGGUCACCGUACCGAUCGUAUCAGGCAUUUCGUUGGUGAUCGGGGCCGUCUUCGUGUCGGUCUGGCUUUUCCGGCGGAAAUCAACGGCGGGUUUCGGUAACGAGGGCAAAAUGGGGAAAGAAAAGGAGGAGACGGAAGUAGUAGUAGAAGAAGAGGGGCAAAAAGGUAAAUUCGUAGUGAUGGACGAAGGGUUCAGUUUAGAAUUGGAGGAUUUGUUGAGAGCAUCGGCUUACGUGGUGGGAAAGAGCAGGAGUGGAAUCGUGUACAGAGUGGUGGCUCGGGGUGGGGGAUCAGGUGUGGCCGCAACAGUUGUAGCCGUUAGAAGGCUCAGCGAGUCCGAAGACGCCACGUGGAGGUUCAAGGAUUUUGAGUCCGAGAUCGACGCUAUCGGGCGGGUCCACCACCCGAAUAUCGUACCGCUCCGGGCUUACUAUUACGCUAAUGAUGAGAAGCUAUUGGUUACUGAUUUCAUCCGCAACGGGAGUCUCUACACUGCGCUCCACGGGGGACCUGCCAGUUCUUUACCACCAUUAUCAUGGUCAUCAAGGUUAAAAAUUGCUCAAGGAAGUGCCAGAGGGUUAAUGUACAUACACGAGUACAGUCCUCGGAAAUAUGUUCAUGGCAACAUCAAGUCAACAAAAAUCCUCCUUGAUGAUGAUUUGCAACCUUGCAUUUCUGGAUUUGGACUUGCGCGCCUUGUGUCGGGUUCCUCCAAGUUCACCUCAUCGGGAUCGAAAAAGCAUAGUGCUAACUCUUCCUUUGUGACUGCUGGCUUGAAAAUCACGGCUCCCUCAACUGUUUACAUGGCCCCUGAGGCUCGAAUACCCGGCAGUAAGUUCACUCAAAAAUGCGAUGUGUAUUCUUUUGGCAUUGUGCUUUUAGAGAUUCUGACUGGUAAGGUUCCGGAUGAGGGCCCUGAGAAUGAUGAGAAGGGACUGGAGAGUGUGAUUAGGAAGGCAUUUAAAGAGGAAAAGCCGUUGUCCGAGAUUAUAGACCCUGCACUUCUUCAUGAGGUUCAUGCAAAGAAACAAGUUGUUGCAGCAUUCCAUAUCGCCCUCAAUUGCACAGAACUCGACCCAGAAAUUCGUCCUCGGAUGAAGACCGUCUCAGAGAGUCUGGAUCGAAUCAGAUUGCAAUGAGAAACAACUAGGUUGGUAGAAAUAUGUAAAAAGUUUUUUGUUUGGAUCUUUGAAAGAUCCUAGGAAUAGUAGAGAGAGAGAGAGAGAGAAUAGUCUCUUUUGUUGAGUGCAUUGUAGCAGUUGGAGAAAUCUUGUCUUCAAUUUGUUGUUUUAAUCUCUAAAACUAAUGGCCAAAUGGAAAAUUAGAUCA